AGCUGUCUGCGAACACUGAGCUGCCUGGCGCCGUCUUGAUACUUUCAGAAAGAAUGCAUUCCCUGUAAAAAAAAAAAAAAUACUGAGAGAGGGAGAGAGAGAGAGAGAGACACAGAGGGGAAGAGAGAGGGACCGGGAGCGCGCGCGACGGAGCGAGCCACGCAGCCUGCCCGAGCCGUUUCUGCUCUCCCAGGGCACACGCCUCCUCCUCCUCCUCCUCUCCGCUCCUCGCCACCCAGGUGAGCCUCGGAGAGCCUCGGCCUCGCAGCCGCCGAGGAAGCGCCGGCCCCGCGGAGCCUCGCUCAGCUCUGCAGAGCUCCAGCCGCCUUCGCCUGCCCCUCGCCCCCCGCUUUACAGUUUGGUCUCCUUUUUAUCCUUCCCUACCUGCGCUUUUUAUUUUAUUUUUAUUGUCUGGCAUUUCUUUUUUCUUCCUCCUCUCCCCUUGGCCACAUUACCACUUCAAGACUUUAUCUGAUUUUGUAAACUUCUCGGCUCACCUUUCCUUCCCAGCUUUCCCAUUGCCCCACUGAGACCAAAUCAUUAAACGACCCCCCGCGCCCCUCCGACGGCAGCGGCACCUGCGGAGCCUCGGAGCCCCCCCCCCGCCCCCACCGCCUCCCGCGACCUCCCAGCCCGACCGCCCUCCCUCUCCGCGCGCGGGUUCCGGGCCCGGCGAGAGGGCGCGAGCGCAGCCGGGGCCAUGGAGGUGACGGCGGACCAGCCGCGCUGGGUGAGCCACCACCACCCCGCGGUCCUCAACGGCCAGCACCCGGACGCGCACCACCCGGGCCUGGGCCACUCCUACAUGGACGCGGCGCAGUACCCCCUGACCGACGAGGUGGAUGUACUUUUUAACAUCGACGGUCAAGGCAACCACGUCCCUUCCUACUACGGAAACUCCGUGAGGGCCACGGUGCAGAGGUACCCUCCGACCCACCACGGGGGCCAGGUGUGCCGUCCGCCCCUGCUGCACGGAUCCCUGCCCUGGCUGGAUGGCGGCAAAGCCCUGGGCAGCCACCACACCGCGUCGCCCUGGAACCUCAGCCCCUUCUCCAAGACGUCCAUCCACCAUGGCUCCCCGGGGCCCCUCUCCGUCUACCCGCCGGCCUCGUCUUCCUCGCUGUCGGCGGGCCACUCCAGCCCGCACCUCUUCACCUUCCCGCCCACCCCGCCGAAGGACGUCUCCCCGGACCCGUCCCUGUCCACGCCGGGCUCGGCCGGCUCGGCCCGGCAGGAGGAGAAGGAGUGUAUCAAGUACCAGGUGCCGCUGCCCGACAGCAUGAAGCUCGAGUCCACGCACUCGCGGGGCAGCAUGGCCACGCUGGGAGGGGCGGCCUCGACGGCGCACCACCCCAUCACCACCUACCCGCCCUACGUCCCCGAAUACAGCUCCGGACUCUUCCCGCCCAGCAGCCUGCUGGGGGGCUCCCCCACCGGCUUCGGAUGUAAGUCGAGGCCCAAGGCGCGAUCCAGCACAGAAGGCAGGGAGUGCGUGAACUGUGGGGCCACCUCCACCCCGCUGUGGCGACGUGACGGCACCGGGCACUACCUGUGCAACGCCUGCGGGCUCUACCACAAAAUGAACGGACAGAACCGACCGCUCAUCAAACCCAAGCGGAGGCUGUCGGCAGCGAGAAGGGCAGGAACGUCCUGUGCGAACUGUCAGACCACCACUACCACUCUCUGGAGAAGAAACGCCAACGGAGACCCUGUGUGCAACGCCUGCGGGCUGUACUACAAGCUGCACAAUAUUAACAGACCCCUGACUAUGAAGAAGGAAGGCAUCCAAACCAGAAACCGGAAAAUGUCUAGCAAAUCCAAAAAGUGCAAAAAGGUGCACGACACGUUGGAGGACUUCCCCAAGAGCAGCUCGUUCAACCCGGCCGCCCUGUCCAGACACAUGUCCUCCCUCAGCCACAUCUCCCCCUUCAGCCACUCCAGCCACAUGCUGACCACCCCGACACCCAUGCACCCGCCGUCCAGCCUCUCCUUCGGACCUCACCACCCGUCCAGUAUGGUCACCGCCAUGGGUUAGAGUCCCUGCUCGAUGCGUCAAGGCCUCCGGGCGAGAGUCCCUCCAGCCCCUUCUACGUGCAUUUUUCCAGGAGCAGAAUCAUGAAGCCGAAACCCGAUGGAUAUACGUUUUCUUGAAGGCAGAAAGCAAAAGGACGCUUGCCACUUUCGCAGAGGCGCUCGCUGUGGUGUCUGUGUUCUCGGUCGCUGAAUCUGGAUCCCAUUUGUGAAUAAGCCAUUCAGACUCAUCUUCCCUAUUUAACAGGGUCUCUCUAGUGCUGUGAAAACAAACGAGCAAGCAAGCAACCGUGCUGAACGUUGCGUAUAACUUAUAUUGUGAGAAAUACCGUACAUUUGAAGAAGACUUUAUUGCAUCCGGGUAGCUGUAAGAAAGGCAUGAAGGACGCUGAGAAUUUUAAGGAAUAUGGGGGCAAUCGAGUGUGGAAAUGGAGAAGAAACUAGGUCUGCUAUUCAAAUGGACCAACGGCCCGUGCCGUUCUCUUUCACUGGCCAUAGUUGUUUGAUGCAUUAAAAGAAAAACAAAAAACAAAAACAAAAAAAAAAAAAGGAAAAAAACAAAAAAACAACAAAAAAAAGAAAAAAGUCGUAGGCAAAUCAUUUGUUCAGAGCCGUGGGCCUCUCUGUCCAGGAGAGUCUCUGAGCCCCGGGCAGUCCGUGUCACCGCUCACACGAUGCCGUGAGAGGGGCUCGGGAAGCCUUCUCCGGGCCCACACGCUUUGCGAACGAGUCCCUUGUAAUUGUUGUUUGUAUGUAUAAUUCAGAGCACCAAAAUAAGAAAAGAUGUAGAUUUAUUUCAUCAUAUUAUACAGACUGAAUUGUUGUACAAAUUUAUUUACUGCUAGUGUUAAGAACUACUCUUUGUUUUAAUAUUUUCCUUCUUUCUCAAGUUUUUUUUUUUGGUUGAAUAAACUAGACAACAUUCAGUUGACCUAAGGUGGUUGUGCUCCAGAAGGUAUAUUUUCCAUUUUGUUUCUCAAUGAUAUUUAUUAAAUAGCUUCUAAGGGUACAGUAGCAUCUACCCUCCCUCCCGCACCCCGCAGCCUGUGCUAUGAGGGUAGCAGUGUACGAGCUACCGACGUGCAUGUCAGCGACUUGGGCUGGACAGACCGGGCCCCGAGAGCUCCCUGCCUGACACUUAGCGCCCUGUCGUGUUCUGUGUUAGUGACCGCUGCCUUCCAUCCGGCCUGUUGGAGUAAUACUAUAAGAAUACACAAUCAAGUGAAAAUAUUUUGAAAGCACCCAAAUAACAUCGUAACAAAGUGAUGGCUGAGCUCUUCUAGAACCUGGUAGCUCUCGCUCAUUGAAACACAAAACCCAAUCCUGUUAAGUUAUUUGCUAGGAGAUUGUGCAAACCUCAGAGAGUCACCAGGUCUCCUUUUGGGAGACUGGGCAUCUCUGGAGCUCUCUCUGCAGCCCAGAGGCUGUCUCUGGGUGUGGUGGGGGGCUGGAGUGCCUUCUCUGUCCCCUCCUGCUGGCCCGCAGGGGGAGCGGUGGGAAGAUUAACUCGUGGAGACGCACCAGUGGACUAGAGCUGACGGAUUCCUCCCGCUUCUCCGCAAGACGUGAAGGCGCGGGGCUGGUGCUUGCGUUCAUCUCUGUUUUCCUUUCCUGCUGUUGAAUUGAAUUAACGCCACAGUGGAGGGUUUGUUGGCAUGUUUGCGGAACACGAAAAUAACCGUUUUUUGUAACUUACGCUGUAUAGUUUCCUUUUACUCUGUUGGCAGAAUGUGUAACCAUGGCACACAUUUUAAAAUCUCUGUUAAUCGCCUCUCUGCUUUCUUAGCAAAUAUUUUAAACCUAAGGCUAAAUGUUGAAAUAAAGGAGUUAGAGACCUACUGA
Messenger RNA from Hyaena hyaena (striped hyena), 3873 nucleotides. It is a transcript of the gene GATA3, whose product is annotated as GATA binding protein 3. Bases 701 to 2035 code for a protein of 444 amino acids. NCBI's taxonomy places the organism in Eukaryota, Metazoa, Chordata, Mammalia, Carnivora, Hyaenidae. Gene Ontology annotation, biological process: cell fate commitment; embryonic organ development; regulation of epithelial cell differentiation. Gene Ontology annotation, molecular function: zinc ion binding; DNA-binding transcription factor activity, RNA polymerase II-specific; RNA polymerase II cis-regulatory region sequence-specific DNA binding. The transcript is spliced from 6 exons. The record is from RefSeq and is a predicted model, not a curated record. Gene Ontology annotation, cellular component: nucleus.